AGCAAGACGCCGACAGCCAUGGCUUCCAGUCCCUGCCCGCCGUCCCCGCUACUCGUGCGGCUGCCGGAGUCCAUCUCCCGGGCCCACAGGAAACUAGAGAUAUACUUCCAGAGUCGGGCCUCCGAAGGCGGGGAGUGCCGUGUCCGGCCCUUGGGCCCCAGCGCCCCCGGCACCUUCGAGGUGAACUUCCUAGAAAGGGCAGCUAAGGAGAGAGUACUGAAAAAGAGAGAGCACCAGAUGGAGGUUGCUGGCAAACCUGUGACCAUUUUCCUGGAAACCACAAAAAAGCCAGUGGAGGACCCAAGCUCCAGUCCUCCGUCUCUGACACAGCCAGAGGAGAUUCCAAGCUCCAGACCUCCAUCUUUGACACAGCCAGAUGAGACUCCAAGCUCCAGUCCUCCAUCUCUGACACAGCCAGUCUUUCUUGCUGUGACCGCUGAGCUGAACUGUGAGCUGCUCUCCAAAGAGCAGAGGGCACACAUAGCUUCUGUCUGCCCUGGCAUCAGAAGCGUGGAGGGUGAGGAUGGAAUUGCAAAGGUGUGUGGCAGCUUCAAAGAUAUUGAGAAGAUACAUCACUUCCUGAGUAUGCAGCUUUUGGAAAGUGAGGAAAAACAGAAGUGCCCAACGCACAAAUACCCCCCUUCUGAUGUGGAGAGAGAGCCACCCAGCCAGCAAGACUCGGGCAUGGCCUUUUCCUCUUCAGAACCCAAAACUGGGUUAGAUGUUUCUGAGCGCUGUUUUGAAGUUCCUGUGUUUGCCCUUGAAUAUUUCAGACAUGCCUAUCCUGCUAGAAUAGAGUCCAUAGAGAAUAAAUUUGGUGUAAGCAUUGAAGUCCGAGACAGUGCUCGCAAUAUGGCCUCUGUACACUUCACCACCAGCCAACCAGGCAACUUAGAAGCAGCCUGUGAGUCUUUCAUCAGAGACUUUCAGAGAUACACCCAAGCUCUGAAGCAAGACUGUGUCUCUUUAGAGGACCCUCAGAGAGCAGUGGAGCUCAGACAGGAGUUGAAUCGCUGCUUCCCACAGCUCCUGAUAAAGGAACAGGGAAGAAAGCUAACUCUCCUCGGGUCUCAAGCUGACAUCUCAGCCGCCACAGAAAAAGUCUCCCAGACUUCCUUCAAGAUUCCUGUGGAAGUAAUGUCCUCUGGUUACAUGACAGGGAUUGAGGUUGAUUCAACUCACUUCAACCUUCUAAAACCAGCAUUGCUCCAGGAAAUCUCAGAGAUAGAGCAGAAGUAUAACACUCGGGUACAAUUCCGGGAGAAAACCCAGAAAACCUGCAUUCUAUUUGAUCCCAGGGAUAAGGAGGUUGACCUGUCCGUGCACUCUUAUGCCAGUUUCACUGAUGCAUUCCAACAUGCCAUGUGUCAGCUAACGACAGAAAUUCUGCCGCUGAAAUAUUUGGGCAAGGGGAAAGCUCACUUAUACAAGACCAAGUUUGUCGAUGACUUAAAGAAAAAGCACCCAAAUGUACACUUCGUGGUAUCUAAAGAGUCAGUGACUUUGAUGGGUUUGCCGAAUCAGCUUGCACAGGCAAAGCAGUAUAUGUUCAAAAGAAUGGGACUGUCCCUACCGUCUGGAGAGAGCUUAAAUGUGGAUCACGAGACACCCAUGGAUAUCGACAGGAAUGACGCAAAUGCAGCUUCACCUCCUCUCAGAGGCUCUGCUGACAGCUCUGGGGCCUUGAAGGUGAAUGAUAAUGAAGAUUUCUGUGCCAUCUGCAUGGAUACCAUUAGCAACAAGCAUGUGCUCCCUAAGUGCAAGCAUGAAUUCUGCUCCUCUUGUAUCACCAAGGCCUUGUCAAUCAAGCCUGUCUGUCCUCUGUGCCAGACAUCCUACGGUAUCCAGAAAGGGAACCAGCCAAAAGGAACCAUGACUUUCUCCACUUCAAGACGGUCACUUCCGGGUUAUGCAGACUGUGGCACAAUUGUGAUUCAAUACAUUAUAGAAAGUGGCAUCCAAACAGAUGAGCACCCAAACCCAGGAAAGCCCUAUUUUGGAACACAACGAACUGCAUACUUGCCUGAUAAUCAGGAGGGAAGAAAGGUCUUGGAUCUGCUCCAGAAAGCCUUUAAGAACAAGCUGAUUUUCACAGUAGGGGACUCUCGAGUAUCAGGAAUGUCUGAUGUUGUUACAUGGAAUGACAUCCAUCACAAAACAUCCACAUUUGGAGGACCAGGAAAUUUUGGCUACCCUGAUCCUCAUUACCUGACACGUGUGAAGGAGGAGCUGAAAGCAAAAGGAAUUGAGUAAGGAAAGCGCUGGGAAGACGUUUGUGCACUUUCGAAAGAAGUGUGUUAGGAGUCUAAUCUCCUUUGUUUAGUUUUAUUCCUGAUCAUUGUCCAUAACAACUUGUAACCAACACUCUAAAUGAAGACAAAUAUCCAUAAUUCA
This is a messenger RNA of Microtus ochrogaster (prairie vole), 2394 nucleotides long. Its product is annotated as deltex E3 ubiquitin ligase 3L. The record is from RefSeq and is a predicted model, not a curated record. Lineage: Eukaryota; Metazoa; Chordata; Mammalia; Rodentia; Cricetidae. The transcript is spliced from 5 exons. Gene Ontology annotation, biological process: protein ubiquitination; Notch signaling pathway. The coding region runs from base 19 to 2253 and encodes 744 amino acids.